AUGCCUCACGACUCUGCUGCAGCAGCGCCGCGCGAUGCCGCAGCGGGGGCCCCCGCUGCGGCUGCUGCUGCUGCUGCUGCUGCUGCUGAUGCUUUUAAAGCUGCGGCCGCUCCGCUCGCAGGAGCAGCGCAGCCCGCUGCAGCAGCAGCACCAGCAGCUGCAGCGCCGGCUGCAGCAGCACCUGAAGCAGCAGUAGAUGCUUCGAUUCCAGCAGCAGCAGCAGCAGCAGCAGCCGCAGCAGCAGCAGCAGCUACGCGGCCAACGGAGGGGCAGCCUCUGCUGCUUGGGGCGCAUGCAGAACCCAGCGCCCACAUCUUAGCAGCAGCUCCUGCUGUUCCUGCUGCAGCAGCUCCUGCUGUUCCUGCUGCAGCAGCUCCUGCUGUUCCUGCUGCAGCAGCUCCUGCUGUUCCUGCUGCAGCAGCUCCUGUUGUUCCUGCUGCAGCAGCUCCUGCUGUUCCUGCUGCAGCAGCUCCUGUUGUUCCUGCUGCAGCAGCUCCUGGUGUUCCUGCUGCAGCAGCUCCUGCUGUUCCUGCUGCAGCAGCUCCUGCUGUUCCUGCUGCAGCAGCUCCUGCUGUUCCUGCUGCAGCAGCUCCUGCUGUUCCUGCUGCAGCAACUCCUGCGGUUCCUGCUGCAGCAGCUCCUGGUGUUUCUGCUGCAGCAGCUCCUGGUGUUCCUGCUGCAGCAGCUCCUGGUAUUCUUGCUGCAGCAGCUCCUGGUGUUCCUGCUGCAGCAGCUCCUGGUGUUCCUGCUGCAGCAGCUCCUGGUGUUCCUACUGCAGCAGCUCCUGCAGCAGCCCCAGCUGCAGCAACAGCAGCAACUGCAGCAGCACCAGCUGCAGCAACAGCAGCAACUGCAGCAGCACCAGCUGCAGCAGCACCUGCUGCAGCAGUACCGAAUGCGCCAGCACCAGUUGUGGCAGCACCAGCUGCAGCAGCUCCAGCUGUGACAGCAGCAACAGCAGCAGCACCAGCUGCAGCAGCACCAGCUGCAGCAGCACCAGCUGCAGCAGCAGCAGCAGCAGCACCAGCUGCAGCAUCACCAGCUGCAGCUGCAUCACCUACAGGGGCAGCAGGCGCAGCAGCACCAAGUGCCGCAGCAGCGGGCGCAGGAGCAGCAGCAGCAGCAGCAGCAGGGGCUGGAGGGUUUGGAGCCCCAGCAGCAGGGGGGCCUGCAGCAACAGCAGCAGCAGCAGCAGCAGCAGAACUGAGUCAGCGUUUUGCUCUGUUUGGUGCUGCAGUUGCUUCAGCCCAAAGGGGCCUCCAGGGCCUCUUUGCUUUCGACAGCAGCAGCAGCAGCAGCAGCAGCGAGAAGGGUUUGGCUGCUGCUGAAGAAGCAGCAGCAGGGGCCCCCGGGGGGCCCCCGGGGGCCCCCGGGGGGCCCCCCGGGGGCCCCGGGGGCCCCGGGGGGGCCCCCGGCGCGCCUGCUGCUGCUGCUGCUGCUGCUGCUGCUGCUGCGCUGCUGGGAGCAGCACAGGGGCCCCUCAAACCCCUCGGGGGGCCCCUCCAGCUGCCGCAUGCAUCUUAUUUGCUGCAGCAAACCCGGCUGGGGGCCCUCUUGGGGGGCCCCCCUCUUUCUUAUUAUGAAGACCCCACAAGACUUCCUCCGCUGUACCCUCACCUGGCCCCUGUCCAUACACCUGGCUUGUUUGCUGCUGCGCGGCUUCCCGCUGCUGCUGCUGCUGCUGCUGCUGCUGCGGACGCUGCUGCCGUUCCCGCGGCGGCGCCUGCUGCAGCAGCAGCAGCAGCGGCCGCGCCGCUGCUCUCCCACCCCGCAGCAGCAGCAGCAGCAGGCCCUGCUGCUGCUGCAGGCCCUGCUGCUGCUGCUGCUGCUGCUGCUGCUGCUGCUCCCGUUUUCCCGUCGACUUCGGAGGAGGGCGGGGAGUGCGCGGGCAGCAGCGCGUCCCCCGCGGCGCCCGCAGCGACUCCCGCAGCAGCAGCAGCAGCAGCAGCAGCAGCAGCAGCAGCAGCAGCAGCAGAGCCUGCGCGGGCCCCCGGCGAGCCGCUGGAAAGCCUGGCAGCGUGGUACCGGCGGCGGUACGGGAGCGGGGGCGGGCUGGCGCUGCCAGCAGCAGCAGCAGCAGCAGCAGCAGCAGCAAGGGACUACCGGUCCGUUUUUGCUGCUUUGAAGAAAUUCGAAGUUUUUGCUGCUGAAAGGAGACACAGCAGCAGAGAGGCUUUUGCUGAAGACCAGCGCUUUGUCCUUUCCGACGUGCUGCGCUCCUUCUCUCCUUUCCAAGUCCUCGCCAGGGCCCCCCGCGGCCGCGCAGCAGCAGCAGCAGCAGCAGCAGCAGCAGCAGCAGCAGCAGCAGCGGCAGCAGCGGCGGAGGGGGGCCCCGAGCGACGCUCUGCAGACGCCAAAGAGGGGACCCCCAAGGGGCACGAGGCGGGGGGGCCCCCGGGGGGGGGGCCCCUGCAGGCGGGCCUCCCAGGGGGGCCCCCAGGGGGGCCCCCAGGGGGGCCCCCAGGGGGGCCCCCAGGGGGGGCCCCCCUGAAGGGGGAGGAUGCAGGGGGGCCCCCCAGGGGGGCCCCCCCGGCUGAAGGCCCCAAAGAGGGCACAAUGAGUCAAGAGGUGAAGGGGGAGACAAUUGCGGAAGUUGGGGCGGAAGCAGCAGCAGCAGCAGCUGAGGGAAGUGCAGCAGCAGCAGCAGCAGCUGCUGCUGCUGCUGCUGCUGAGGGGGGAGCGACUCCUGCUGCUGCAGCUGCUGCGGCAGCUGGCGCUGACGCGAACGGGCCUGCUGCUGCUGCUGACGGGGACGCAGCGCCUGCGCAGGCUGCUGCUGCAGCACCGGACCCAGCAGCAGCAGCAGCAGCAGGAGCAGCAGCAGCAGCAGCAGCAGCAGCAGAAGCAGCAGCAGGAGCAGCGGAAGCUGUAAAGGCAAUGCCGAAGUCCGAAGAGAAGGCGGGGGUCCCUGGGGAGCUGCCCGCCCCUGCUGCUGCUGCUGCUGCUGCGGGCGCGCCCGCCCCUGCUGCUGCAGCAGCAGCAGCAGCAGCAGCAGCAGCAGCAGCAGCAGCAGCGCGGCCGCGCAAACGGCGGCGGAAGCAGCAAACUGAAGGGUUUGUUGCUGUUGAAGAAGUGGUGAAGUCUUUGCUGCCUUUUCAUUCUUUUUACAUUUCCGACUUGCAGGCAGUUGCCCCAGAACCAGAAGGAGAGGAGGAGAGACAGCUGCGGCAGCAACGGGUGCAUGCGCUCUCUGCUGCAGCGCGGCAGGUGUCCCUCGCAGCAGCAGACCCUUUAGCAGCAGCAGCAGCAGCAGCAGCAGCAGCAGCAGCAGCACCUGGGGGAGCCUCAAAAGGAGACUCUGCAAUUUGGGACUACUUUUGCUGCCGCAGCUGCGCAGACGCAAUCGCCCUGGCCUCGCGGGCUGCGCGGGCGGAGGCCCAGCCUGUGGGGCCGCGGGCUUCGCUGCUGCCGGUGGGAGCAGCAGCUCCUGCUGCUGCUGCUGCUGCUGCUGCAGCAGCAACAGCAGCAGCAGCAGCAGCAGCAGGCGGCCUGCCCCCAGCAGGGCUUUCCGCGGGGGCCGGAGCCCCCCUAAACGCAGCCCCAGCUGCGGGGGCCCCAGGGGGGGCCCCAGCAGCAGCAGCAGCAGCAGCAGCAGCAGCAGCAGCAGCAGCACAGUCCUCCCCUACUUCCCGCGUCUCUUCUGUAGAGCUCUUCGGCUCCAGCGAUGAAGAAAACAUGUCAGCAAUCAGCAGCAGCGUGGUGGGGGGCCCCCUGGGGGCCCCCCUGGGGGCCCCCAUGGGGGCCCCCCACCUGGCCCCUGGGGCGCUGCAGCAGCCAGGGGGCCCCCUGGGGGGCCCCCCACAGCCCAAACACUUGGCCCCGGGGGCCCCACACCUUCCAAGACCUGCAGCGCCGCAGGGGGGCCCCCCCUACCCUCCAAACCCAGCAGCAGCAGCAGCAGCAGCAGCAGCACAGGGGGCUGUGGGGGCCCUUCCCGGGGCCUGGGGCCCCAGGCAGGGCCCCCACGGGGGCCCCCAGAUGGGCCACCUGGGGCCCCCGACGGGGGCCCCCCUGGGGCCCCCUCACCCGCCCAUCCGCCGCUAG
This is a messenger RNA of Eimeria necatrix, 4044 nucleotides long. RefSeq lists its product as hypothetical. The coding region runs from base 1 to 4044 and encodes 1347 amino acids. The record is from RefSeq and is a predicted model, not a curated record. The transcript has 3 exons. Lineage: Eukaryota; Apicomplexa; Conoidasida; Eucoccidiorida; Eimeriidae.